Messenger RNA from Porites lobata, 7964 nucleotides. Lineage: Eukaryota; Metazoa; Cnidaria; Anthozoa; Scleractinia; Poritidae. The record is from the annotation of a GenBank genome assembly.
AUGGCUACAAAAUAUUACACGCUCUGGGCCAAACCCUGUACUCUGGGCAGGAAAACUUUGGACGCGAAUGUAAAGGAGGGACAUACACUCAAUUUACCGGGUACAGCUCUAGUUUUCGGCCCAAAACGCAGGCUGACGGCUGUGAAGCAAGAAGGGCUGUAUAAUCCAUGUCUUCCAACUUUGAGACGAAUGGAUAUGGAUGAAGUUCUUAGAAAGCUGGUAGAUGACCAUUCGCGUCAUUCAACACCAUGUAGUAGAGGUGAUAUAAGAUAAAAGGUUAAAUGUAUCUAGUCUAUCUACUGUAUCAGUUCUAGCUAGAGUUGUACCGUAUAUGUUUCCAUGGUAACAAGGUUAUUACUCUUGCAAUUUGCUUGCACGACUCGGGAACCAGCUGAUGUCGGUUUUUAUGAUGUUGUAAAAAAGGAAGAAAAAAAACAAACAAAAAAAAAAAAAGUAAGUCUGCAAGAAGAGCGAUUUCCUUAUUUGACCAAAUCAUGUCGGCUAUAUAUAGUAGUUAUGUUUGGGGCAGGAGCAGAUUGGAAGAACGCGCGAGUUAAUGUAUCUUACUGCACGCUCAGAGGGGUCUCCUGGCGCAACAGACAUCUCCAGAGAAAGGAAAUAGUAACCUACACUCAAAUUCAAUUUUGGCAGCAAGAACCAACGAAAUAGAAGGACCGGAUCCUAAUAAAGGAUGUAAUCAGCUAUAAAUUAAAGUAUCAAACAAAAGAAGCAUGGCUGAUUUUACAGUUGGGAAUAUAUUUUUUGUUCUUAUACUAAUAUUACAAAGGACACGUCAUUCCUUCUCAGUUCAGGGUCUUACCAUGGGCUCCUGGUCUUACAUGUUUUCCCUACUGAAAAAUUAGCCUUGCCUCUUUUGUUCGAUAACCUUCAAUCAGCCGUUGUUUUUUCGCGAAAGUCCCCUCGCCUCCCAGACAAAAAUCCCUUAAGAAGGACUGCCUGAUCGCAGAAAAAUUGGAGAGGAACGGGGUGGCUUUCUGGUACCAGUCUUCCACGUUUCGCGCUCGGUCGGCUGGAUUCACGCGCGUCGACACACGGGGAAUAUGAUCCAUUGAGUAAAACGGAUACUGCAUAGUUACCUUGUUCAAUCUUUGAAUAACUCUACGAAGGACAACAGAUCGUGAAGUUAAAAUGUCGCGUCAUCUGCAGCUUGCGUUGAGCAGCCGGUAUUAUGAUCGUCAAGGGAUCAGGUUUAGCCAACACGACGCCGUGAGACCUCACGGAACGGACUAUGGCUACUCACCUCCGCGAAGAAUGCUGGCUGCAGUUAAGGAGGGCAUGAUUCACCCUAAACCUCCCACCUAUCGACAAAUGGAUCGUGAUAAAACUCUGUGUAAAUUGCCGAUAGAGCACUGCAGGAAUUCCACGUCGAGAUCUGCCGGUGAAUAUACUUUCAAAUCUUUUCAACUAUUCUCUGAAGGUAACAUUUAAUUCAAUCGGCUGCUGUAACCUUCAUUAGCAUGUACUGGAUUUACCGUAACUGUCGAUACGCGUUUAAUAGAAGUGGUUUUAUAUAUGGAAUUUCGUGGGCUCAAUGGGCUCUCUAAGACAUGCAAAUGCUCUCUCUUCAAUACACAGGUUUAAUCUCGACCAAAUUUUUACUCCGAGUUAGCUAGCCUGCGGAUCGUAUUAUGAUCCUUAAACAAUCACAGGACCACUUUUGUCUUUAAACAAUUUGCUAAACUGAUAAAUGACAUAUGUUUGGCCAUGGGUAAAUUUAUUUACCUGAAACCUUUAUCACUCUUACCUAAAUCGAACUAAUCUGUUAGUCAUAUUUCUGAGCUUAAAUACAUAAAAUACGAUUUGUUUGGAAAAGAAAAUAGUUGCUCUAGAACACUACAAUGUCAAAUCGUCAAUAACUAAUCCUUGAAACUUUCUUAUUUUCCAGUGAAAUUCAAAAAACCUAUUAAACUCACGCUAUUUUCGAGAUAAUUUAGAGCUAGAUUCAUAUUUUUUGAAACUCAAUACCGGGAGCACAGACAAAACGAAUUCAAUGAACCAAAUGAAAACACGGCAUUCCAUAGCAACCGCGCGCGCGUUAAACAUGAUCUACGAUCAUAGCGCGCGCGCGCACGCACUGAAGUUGAAGAAAACAAACAGCGUCAACAGGUGAAGCGCCGAAGGCGAAAAAAAUUAUUUUAUUAGCUCCCUUUUCAAGUAAGUAAAUUCAUAAAUGAAGUUGAAGAUUCUCAUUUUUCUUGUUUAAAUUUCUUUCGUGAUCCCUUGUUGGAGACUUUCGUGUAACAUAUCUUUGCGAAGAACUCGUGACUUUUCAUGACUCGAGUUUUUCUUUAUAAAACAAACUUUCAAGGCCAAGGCCAAAUUAGUUGUAAAAGAAGAGAAAGUCAACUUGGUGCUCACAAAUAUUUUCCAUUUUUGGACACAAAGUAAAGUAAGCCAGUAAACUUUUUUACCGAAUCUCUUCGCUUGCAAAGCAAUAUACGAGUUUCACCUUAAUUUCAGUAAACAAAGCAUAUCCAAGUGACAGUUAAGACAACUGAAAAUGAGCUUUUGAUAGUUAAAUAAAAUGUUUCAAAUGAAGUUAAUAAGUAAUCCUCCGUUUCAUCGUCUGAUAUCUUGUCAAAGCCACCUUUCAGGUCGUUCGGCAAACCGCAAAAAUUUUAAUUGCUGCAGCUAUUUUGCCCUCUUUUCUGCCAAAUUAUAAAGACAGUUUCCACAAUUGCAAAACUUGAGCGACGCAAAAUAUAUCAAAUAAUAGUACCGACUGACGGAAAUACGUCUGGGUUGGCAAGCUAGUCAACACAUGGCCUGCGUAGCAAGCGUUUGCACUCGAAAUCGUCGAGAAAGUACUUUCGCUUGUUAAGCAGGCUAGUCAAUACAAAUUUACAGUCAUUAGCACCCAGUAGAUGGUGUUUACAUAACGGUUAUAUUGACUUACUUUGUGUAUAGAUACUUCAGGUAGUGAUUCCCUAGAGGCUGGUAAUUAUGUUUGACCUAGUAUUAGAAGUUUCAAGCUAACAAAACCGCAGGCACUACGUGAUCACUUCACUUGCGUAAUGCUUGGUAUUUAAAAAGCUUUGAAGUGAAUGAGCUACAGAAAAAGAAAAAAAAACCUGCCGACGAAUUGAGAAGUCUGAUUUAGACUGAUUUCAGUCGGAUUAUACGUCACAGAGUAAGAUUACCUCACAAUAGUAGUGCGCCCCAUUGAUUGGUGCAGAGCCUUACGUCUUAAAAAAAAAGUUAUAGAUGCAACAAAGCGGUGACAAGGUUGGCUGAGAGACUUUGGAAAUAUUUAAACUCCAGGAUUGUCAAUCGCGAGUGACUCGGUUGCGUUCCUUUGCAUCUUGCUCGCGCUUCGGAGGACCUACGAUGUCGAUCACAACUCAACGAUGGCAUCCGUCUUUGGCGCAUAGAAAACACAUGUUAGCGUCAGUAAAAGAAGGCCUUUAUCAUCCCAUGCUACCAACAUUCCGGCGUAUGGACAUGGAUACGGCUGUGCAUAAAUUACCAGAAGAACAUUCACGGACUACAACACCCUUGACCAGGAGUACGGUUAAUGCAAUCGGAAAAGUAAAGAUAUUUGGCUGAGGAUAAGACAACCCUUUUGAAUCCAACUUUCAUUUUGUAUUGCAGAUGAUUUCAAAAGCAGCACUAUCACACUGUUCAGACCAGCUGAGAAGCCGUUGUCAGGCACGGUAAGGUGAUAUCUAGUUACCGUGCACUUAUUACCUAGUGUGGCAUUAAAUACCGGAUUACAACUCGGCGGAUUUUUGGUGGAAUCUUAAAGCCUUAAAUUAUUUUUGUUAAAAUUUCAUGUUGACUGUUUGUUUAUUUUUCAGCGAAUAACCGAGACGGGACGCCAGCUUCAGUCUACAUCCUACCAGCCAAUUGAAUCAGGGUACGUUUAAUAUCACGAGCCAAGAGCGUACCAACAGGUUGUUUUGCAUGUCGGAAACCACACGGCACACAUCAACAGAAAAUUCCCCCAAAAUACCGUCUACAUAACUUUUUCUGUGCAGUGUAGCAAACAUGCAAAGUAAAAUAAUUAAUUAUAAUAUCCCUGCAAAACCUUUGUCCCUUUUACGGUCGGCUAUUCAGCUCACGUGAGCGGCGUUCUUUCUAUUUUUUCUUUUAUGUCAAGAACACAAGGAAACUGUUUUUGAGCAAGUUACCGUAGUUGUGUGUUUUCGCUGCGCUGUAUUUUCUUUUAUCCUCGGUGCAUUUUUUAUUUGUUUACUCUAGCAAACGUUUCUGUUGGUAAGAAGAGUUUGUGCAGAGCUUUAGAUCUCUGGAACAAAACCACAGGCUUAACAGAUUAAAGCGAGACAGUGAGAGAGAUUUAAAAGGCAAAUGAAAUGGUUCAGCUUUCAAAUGAACUAUGACAAUUGAACAAUACCGGUUUUAACCUUCAUUACUCAUUAGUAGCUGAUCUGCUUCAAGGUACAACGAAAACGCUGCAAAACAAAUAAUCAUCUAUUCCGCAAGAAUAGAUGAGAGCGAGAGACUGCUCGCAAGUCUAUCAGUCUGCUACACAGCCGUUUUUAGUGUCGUCACGCAACGCUCGACUCUAAAAACGGCUGUGUAGCAGACGAGCAGUCUAUGGGCCCUUGAAAAACUCAAGAGAACUGUCUGUGUUUUAAGAAAAAGGCACAAAGAAUUCGCCAAAGAUAUCAGAAAAGUAGCCUUCCCCGACAUGUGAAACCAUUUUUUUUCUUUUCUAAAACAUCGGUGGGAUUGGUGGCUUCAAGGUUUCCUCAGUUGCACAAAAACGAUUUGCUUUUGUUACUAGUCAUUUAAGAAUGUGUGUUUUUUUUCACAGGGGAAUGGCGGAAUUUUUGGAGCGAUCGAUGACAGCAAAAACGCGAGAAAGACAACCUUCUCCCCUCGCUCCAAACGGUAAGCAGGAUAUUGAAUGACUUCGUUGCACUUGUCAGUUAACAGGUCCGCAAUGUGUCCUUAUGCAAACUGCUUGGAGAAUUCAUUUAUUUAUAGAAUAUUGAAAAGCCAAUAGUACUUGUUUCGGGGAUGAUCAACCGUACCACGGGAUUUGAAAUUUAUCUUUGAGGCGGUAGACUUGUACAUAUCCACAAAAUAAAUUUGUAAAAAAAAUUAAUGAUGCUUGUACUAGGCAAGUUUUGCCAAUUUUUGUGGCAACAAUUCCCAUGAUUUCCAAGAAUUUUUCCAUAUUGAGUCAAAAUGAUUUGUGACCCCCAUGAAUACAUCCAAUAAGUAAUCGCUAUUAACUCUUUUUUCCCAGAACCAUCUGAACCUUAUACAUUCAUGCCUGAGCCAUAUCUUAAAUACUCUGCUGAUCAAAUGAGGUUCAAUGGUUAUGCAACACGAUAUCUGUCACCAAGGGAGACGGGCUCAUGGAGGGUAAGGAACAGUUCUAUGAAUGUUCAAGUUGAGGAAUUUUGGUUUAGAAGUUAAAAUGUGUCUAACUAUUCCACAUGAAUGGAAAAAAAAAAAAAAACAAAACAAAAAAAAUAGUGUUUAAUAAAUCUGCAGCUUUGCAACAUUACAAAAUAGUCAUUCUUCCCAUUACUGAGAGCAGCUGAUUGCAUUAUUUUUCCCAUGGACUUUUUUUCAUUUCUAUCAGUGUUUUAUUACACACAAAGCUUAUCAAAUCUGCAUCAUGGCCCUGUUAGGGUAAAAUUCUGACAAGCCAUCAAUGUUGAAACAGUGACAAAAGACAAGAUGACAUGGUGACAAUCGACGUGUAGCCCACAGGAGAGGAGGGAAGAAAUACGCACUCCCUCAACCCUUUAAGCACUAAGAGUGAUCAGCAUCAAAUUUCUCCUUGUAAUUUAUCACUGCUUUAUAACACAAAGUGGUCAUGAGAAUUAAGCACAUGAUCACACAAGAUAAAUCUAAUGGAUACUUCAACAAAUUCUCCCCACUACUUCUAUUGAAAAAGUAUAGGGAUAACAAAUGAGAAUUUGAAUUUUGAUGUUAGGGUUUAAAAGGUUAACAAGGUCUGCGGGGGAGGCUAAUUGACAUGAAGAUGGGUUAAAUGCCAACAGGGACACAAGUGUCCUACUCCUCAAAAUGCUGAAAGAUCAUAUUUGAAAUUCAGAUUAGGGACAUACAUACCUACCCCCCUCCCCCUAAGAGAGCCUCUGCAUCAGCCUAGCCUGUGAGCUAGCUCUCUCGGGCACUCUGGCGACGGGGCAAACAAGGAAGAAGAGAACCAGAGCGCCCUGGAGAGCUUGCUUGCAGGCUCGCAUCAGCCUUGUCUCUUACCUCUCCCCCUUCUAAGGGAAAAGUCCUGGAGACAUGAGGUUGGCAUGGUAUAUGCCAAAAUAAAUUUUCUUUUUAAUCAGGAGGAAAUUUGAGCCAAACGUUCUGCAGUCUUUCACUUUGGAAUGAUUCUCACAAGUUAAACUCAAACUGCAGAAAUGUGAGCUAUUUGCAAUAUAUUGCAAAUAGGUUAAAUAUGGCUCAUGUCAUCUUUUUUUUUACAGUACUCUCUCAGACAGGAGCCGUAUAUAGACAUAAGGGGUCAGCGUCCUAUCCCUGCAACAAUCUAGUAAGUUUUCUGACAUUGUAAUAAUAGCUUUAAAACCUGAUUGUUAGUGCAAGCUAACUGUUAUUGUGCAAUUUAUACACUUCAAAUACAUUGUCCAUUUUUUUUCUGUUGAAAUUACCCAAAAUGUAUUUUCAUUUAUUUUUGUUUUACUUUCCCUCCCAUCCAUCAUCUCCUCUAUUUUAAGCCCCCCCUUCCCUUCUCAAGACCUGACAUUGAAAUAUAAACUUCCUAGGAGUUAAAAAAACGAAAAAAGGAAAAACAAAAAAUACAUGGAAGGUAGGAGUUUUGGGUAUUGUUAAUGCAGUUUUGUUGUAUUCAUUUUGCAGUAGUCGUUACCGUCAUGCACACCCAAGGGCUACGUAAGUUUGUUCAUUACUUUCUUAGCUCCCAAUAAUAAUAUAGCCAGAUGAUAAUAAAUAUAUGGCCCUUUACACAUUUCCUCAUAUCUUCAAGCUGAUGUUAUGCAAUCAUUAUUUUCUUCGGAAUUUGUGGUCACUAUUACUUAAACUGCAUAUUCCUUUUGAUAUUAAAAUACAGUUUGAUGAAAACGUUUUACCCUUAUUUGAGAGAAUUCUAACUUCACCCUUCUCUGUGCAGAUAAAAAUUUCAUCCACUUCCCCUGAGAAAAAAAAAAAUCUGUUAAAGGACUGCAUUUGUUAGCUUGUAACUUUAGCACAUGUACUUUACAUUAACUGACACAGCACACUUUUUUUUUCAGUGUUGCAGCGAUGCAUUGGCGAUAAAAAUGAAUAAUACUCAUGGAACUCAACUGCAGCCUUGAAAGCCUGAAUGCAGUAUACAGUCUGUUACAUCGCAAAAAGAUCAGCUUUGUCCUGCUUGUUUGUGUCAACAAUUUCCACUGAAUGUUCUGUUAUUUAACAAAAAAAAAACUAUGCAAGCACCUGAGUGAAGUUUUAGCCAAAUGAAAAAAAAAUAUAUACAUAUGUUUUCAGCCAUAAUAGACUUUAAAUGUUUGGGAUACAACUAAAAUAUUUGCAAGUCAAGAGGAAUAUGCAGAUUGUAAAUGGAGACAAAUGUGUACCAUGUUUAUUGAGAUAUCACCUUUUAAAAUGGGAGUGUUUGUAAAUAACAAAGAAUUAGGAUUAAAACAGUGUUGUCUUUGUAUAGAGCUGAGAGUAAAGAUAAUAUUGCCUUUAAUAUUCAUCUAACAAAGAUGAAGUAAUGAAUAUCUGAAUUUCAUACAUUGGAACCAUGGAAUGAAGAAAUAAAUGCAAAGAGGCUCAUCUCAGUUUAAGAUGCAACUAAUAUGCAGUUGCCAAAAAAAGAGCCUGAAAAAAAAUCCGGUUUGCCAGAUUUGUGUGGAAGCCUGAGUGGAAAAAUUUUUUCCUCUUUCCACCCUAAUCUCACCCCUUUUUUAAUUUGCAUAAUCUUACUUUAUGCUUGCCAAGUGUGGCUCUGAGAAAAGAAGGAUGAUCGCUCAUGGUCUAAGGUACUG